AUGUUCUGCACCAAAAUGAGGCUUCUCAUUUCAAAAUGUCAUCAGUUCCCCAAGUGGCCACCGUUUGGGCAAAAUAAACCAUACAAAGCCACAACUAAUUUAGCUGCUACCGUAAAUAAGGACAUACAUGUAAACCGGAAUGUGACAAGUGUGAUGAUAAUCCUGCGCCAACAUUUAAUCAGUCUCUACUCAGAAACGUGCAUUUUAAUAAAAAUAUUCUUUGCAGAUGAAAGUGAAACAGGAGGAUCCGGUGAUGCUCACUUCCUAAUUAAUGGUAUAAUAGGAGCCACUUUAAAUUCAAUGCCUAAUAAUCAUUAUCUAAUUGCUGAAAAUACAUCAAAUAGCUUAAUUAAUUUUAAAAUUAUGAAUAAAUCCACCACUCAUAUAGCUGAUAUCCUAACUGAGGACAAGCUUGCGACUAGGACCAGAUAUAUCCCAUCAUUCCCAUAUUGCUGUAGCAUCAUUGUCAGUGGUACAUCAAUCAAAUGUCUGGAUUUGUUUAUAAAUUAUUAUGCGGAUCGGUUGAAUAGUCAAAUAAGCAGUCCAUUUACAAUCACAUUUUCUGUCGUCUUUAGUACAUGUGCUAAUACUUCACCAUUUUUACCUAAUGGUACUUUAUUUGUCUUGCAGUGUUUUUUAAAGCAAUUGGCAGCAAUGCUUCACUCAUUCUCAACAGGAAUAGCAAUCCUGAGCUAUGCAAUCAAUUUCUCUAUACUUCCCAAAGCCAUCUCACUGUCUGCUUCAAACAACGGAAACAUUUACAGACAAACUGCAGGUGUCUAA
Molecule: messenger RNA, 783 nt
Organism: Echinococcus granulosus
Lineage: Eukaryota; Metazoa; Platyhelminthes; Cestoda; Cyclophyllidea; Taeniidae
Exons: 5
Coding region: 1-783 (260 amino acids)
Source: RefSeq, a predicted model, not a curated record